CGCCGCGAACAAUGGCAGCAGCGUCCAUUGUUACUGUCGAGCAGACCGAGUCGACGGCCUGACGCAGGUGAUCCGCCCUCUCGCUAAAACGCCUCCGGGCUGAAGAUCGCAUCGAGCGAGGCAUUCCCCGCAGCACAACCUACAGCUCCAUCGUCGACAGUAGCGUCUGCGCUUCUGCCUCUACCUCACCUGUCACUGCCACGUGGAUUCGCCUGAAUAAGAGCACCAGCGCUGGUCGAGACUGUUGAUGACUGUGGAGAGAUCGAAUUCCCCAGCUUCCGAUUGACGAUACGCAGCUCGAAGCACGCACCACCCCGACCCGGCUACGUCAGGACGACCAGCGAGAACGAGAGCCUUGCAAGUUGCAUUCCUCCCACUGCCCUCCCUCCUCGCUCUGCUGCUUGCGUCCCGUCGCCGCCCUUCCUCCAGCCCCACCGCCUUUGUCCGGCGGCGAAGCCUCCUCCUGGGCGCACACGAACCGCCCUCCGCCUGCGCAGCCUCUCCGCGCACCCUGCGACCGCGACGCCGCGCUGUCCAGCCAUUGGGCACCAAGCUCCCGGCCUUCCGCCAGAGCUCCCCCACUGCGUUGCACUGCACCUCCCGGGCCUGCUCCUCGACCAGGCGACUUUCUGGCACGCACCCCGUCGCCCAGAGACAAGGAAUAGCCCAGCUCGUCGGCACCUCCAGACACCUGCAGUCAAACGGAUCGUGUGUCGCGGCACCGAGAUACACGCAGCAGCAGCUGGCCGCAUCAGACACCACUCCACCCAUUCAUUCCCGCUGCGUGCACGUCCGCCGCAGCUGUGAAGACGGGCAGCGUGCGCUCGAGACAUUGGGACUGCUCACGUGCAGCGUCUUUGUGCGUCCAUUGAAGCAGCAUCAGCUGCGGUACCGCCGUUUUAGUCUCCACCUCCACCACCGCCCGCCCGGCACUGCGCGCGAUCACCGCAGGAGCAGCGCAUUAUCCUCUUCGACAUUCCCAUCCCCGCUUACACGAGACGGGCGAGAAAUUGGCGACCCCAAAGUCUUUGCCCCAAGAUCCCUGCGUGCCACGGAAGCGGAAGGAACCAGCCGACACAGAUAGCAACAACACCGCCUCUGUAAUGCCGUCGCUCGGUUUUCUCAAGAAAAAGCGCACCAAGGACUCGUCGCAGGGGUCCGAAGGCCCAACUUCGCCCACCAUCGGCUCUCCCAUCACCCCCACCACCACUAAACAAAGUGCCACCCUGUUCACGGAUCCCGACACCCUGCAGCGUUCGCAAACACAGCAAUCGCAAACAGCCAACGUCACCGACACCCCGCAGCAGACCUCCGCCACUGUUACACCUGCGACAACGCAGCAGGCCAACGGACAAGCUAUGGGGACCUCCGUUCAGCCUAGCAUUGCGAAUCUCAUCAACCAGCCCAACCAACAUGCGCAACACGACUCCGCCUACUCUUCGGCCAACUUCGGCGACCAAAAUGUGCCCCAGAUCAAUGCGCCAGCACAGAAGCCUACCACGAACCCACUGCGCGAGACGAGAGGCAAAUACACGCUGCAAGACUUUGUCAUCAACCGCACAUUGGGCACAGGCUCGUUCGGCAGAGUGCACUUGGUGCAGAGCAAACACAACCAGCGCUUCUAUGCCGUCAAAGUGUUGAAGAAGGCGCAAGUUGUCAAGAUGAAGCAAAUCGAGCAUACCAAUGACGAGCGCAAGAUGUUGCAAAGGUGCAGACAUCCUUUCCUGAUUACACUCUGGGGAACGUGGCAGGACUCGAAGAAUCUGUACAUGGUCAUGGACUUUAUUGAAGGUGGAGAGCUGUUCAGUCUUCUGCGAAAGUCGCAGCGUUUCCCCAAUCCAGUCGCAAAAUUCUACGCUGCAGAAGUGACACUCGCUCUGGAAUAUCUGCACAGCAUGGACAUCAUUUACCGAGAUUUGAAGCCCGAGAACUUAUUGCUAGACCGGCACGGACACAUCAAAAUUACCGAUUUCGGCUUUGCGAAAGAAGUGCCGGAUAUUACCUGGACACUGUGUGGUACACCUGAUUAUCUCGCACCUGAAGUGGUGAGUAGCAAAGGCUACAACAAGAGCGUAGAUUGGUGGAGUUUGGGCAUCCUCAUCUUUGAAAUGCUGGCGGGGUUCACGCCUUUCUGGGAUUCCGGGUCACCUCUCAAGAUCUACGAAAACAUCCUCAAGGGUCGUGUCAAGUACCCGCCAUACAUUCACCCUGAUGCGCAGGAUCUACUUUCGAAGCUCAUCACCGCGGACUUGACCAAGCGACUGGGUAAUCUUCACGGAGGUAGCAAGGACGUCAUGAACCAUGCUUGGUUCGCCGAGGUCACAUGGGAUCGACUUGCGAAGAAAGACAUCGAUGCGCCAUACGUGCCACCAGUUCGAGGAGGCGCCGGUGAUGCAAGCCUUUUCGACAAAUAUCCCGAAGAGACUGAAGCGUACGGACAGACCGGAGACGAUCCUCACGGAAGGUCUUUCCCCGACUUCUGAGAGAAUCGUCCUGCAGAUGAAGACACGCGAUCUGAGCUUCUCGAAGCGAUCUCUCAUCGCCUCUUACAGAACCACCAAUCGACAGUCACUUACUAAUGACCUGGCGACCAGUGGGGCAUAUCGAAUCCGGGCUACAGCGAGCAAGAAAUUAGAGACUGUUCAGGCGACGAUACAGCUUCUUGCACAACACACUCGGAUCAAUGUUUUGGAAAAGAUCUGGGAAUAAUUAGCAAUGAUUUGAUUUGAGGGGAACGCGCGCACGCAUGCAAAAAGUGGCAAUCUGUUCUUGGUCAUUGGAAUGGAUGCAUGAGCACACGAGCACACACACAUUCGGAUCUGGUUAGGUGCGUUUCCCUGAGUGCGAUUCUUGGAACGCGGUAUUUGAGUACGAACGAAAACUUUUCUGUAUGGAUAGCAUGACCUGUUUACGAAAGGGGCUCUUCCUAAGCAGACGAUUCAAUGAGAAUGCACUUGUGCAAGCAGUAGAUUACACAAGACAGUGGGACGGAGUCGAGAGCCUGGCGAGAUUCGAAGCACAUGACAAGC
Molecule: messenger RNA, 3029 nt
Organism: Cercospora beticola
Lineage: Eukaryota; Fungi; Ascomycota; Dothideomycetes; Mycosphaerellales; Mycosphaerellaceae
Gene: TPK2
Product: cAMP-dependent protein kinase
Biological process (GO): protein phosphorylation
Cellular component (GO): nucleus
Molecular function (GO): ATP binding; protein serine/threonine kinase activity
Source: RefSeq, a predicted model, not a curated record